Molecule: messenger RNA, 2524 nt
Organism: Leucoraja erinaceus (little skate)
Lineage: Eukaryota; Metazoa; Chordata; Chondrichthyes; Rajiformes; Rajidae
Product: tubulin alpha chain-like
Exons: 2
Coding region: 38-880 (280 amino acids)
Biological process (GO): mitotic cell cycle; microtubule cytoskeleton organization
Cellular component (GO): cytoplasm; microtubule
Molecular function (GO): GTP binding; structural constituent of cytoskeleton
Source: RefSeq, a predicted model, not a curated record
CACCCACUGCACCCUGGAGCACUCCGAAUUCUCCUUCAUGCUGGACAACGAGGCUAUUUACGACAUCUGCCGGCGGAACCUGGACAUCGAGCGCCCCACCUACACCAACCUCAACCGCCUGCUGGUGCAGCUACUGUCGUCUAUCACCGCCUCUCUGCGCUUCGACGGCGCCCUCAACGUGGACCUGCUCGAGGUCCAAACCAACCUGGUCCCCUACACGCGCAUUCACUUCCCGCUGGUGACCCACGCGACCCUGAACUCCGCCGAGAAGGCUUACCACGAGCAACUGUCCGUGUCGGAGAUCACCAACGCCUGCUUCGAGCCGGCCAACCAGAUGCUCAAGUGCGACCCCCGCCAGGGCAAAUACAUGGCGUGCUGCAUGAUGUACCGCGGGGACGUGGUGCCCAAGGACGUCAACGCCUCCAUCGCCACCAUCAAGACCAAGCGCUCUAUUCAGUUCGUGGACUGCCCCUCCGGGUUCAAGGUAGGCAUCAACUACCAGGCCCCAACGGUGGUGCCAGGGGGCGACCUGGCUAAGGUGCAACGAGCCGUCUGCAUGCUGAGCAACACCACUGCCGUCUCCAUGGCCUGGACCCGCAUGAACCUCAAGUUCGACAAGAAUUACGCCAAGCGGGCCUUUGUCCACUGGGAAGUCGGAGAGGGUCUGGAGGAAGGGGAGUUCCAGGACGUGCGGGUGGACAUGGCGUCGCUGGAGAAGGACUACGAGGAAGUGGGCAUCGAUUCGGCGGAUCUGGACAGGAAGGCGGAAGAGCAAGAGCGAAUUUUGUUGUAUAUCUCCAUAUACCCAUAUAACAAUUACAGCAUGGAAACAGGCCAUCUCGACCCUUCUAGUCCGUGCCGAACACAUAUUCUUCCCUAGUCCCAUAUACCUGCGCUCAGACCAUAACCUUCCAUUCCCUUCCCGUCCAUAUAACUAUCCAAUUUAUUUUUAAAUGAUAAAAACGAACCUGCCUCCUCCACCUUCACUGGAAGCUCGUUCCACACAGCCACCACUCUCUGAGUAAAGAAGUCCCCCCUCAUGUUACCCCUAAACUUCAGUCCCUUCAUUCUCAAGUCAUGUCCCCUUGUUUGAAUCUUCCCUACUCUCAGUGGGAAAAGCUUUUCCACGUCAACUCUGUCUAUCCCUCUCAUCAUUUUAAAAACCUCUAUCAAGUCCCCCCUUAACCUUCUGCGCUCCAAAGAAUAAAGCCCUAACUUGUUCAACCUUUCUCUGUAACUUAGUUGCUGAAACCCAGGCAACAUUCUAGUAAAUCUCCUCUGUACUCUCUCUAUUUUGUUGACAUCCUUCCUAUAAUUACGCGACCAAAAUUGUACACCAUACUCCAGAAUUGGCCUCACCAAUGCCUUGUACAAUUUUAACAUUACAUCCCAACUUCUAUACUCAAUGCUCUGAUUUAUAAAGGCCAGCACACCAAAAGCUUUCUUUACCACCCUAUCUACAUGAGAUUCCACUUUCAGGGAAUUGUGCACAGUUAUUCCCAGAUCCCUCUGUUCACCUACAUUCUUCAAUUCCCUACCAUUUACCAUGUGCGUCCUAUUUUGAUUUGGCCUGCCAAGAUGUAGCACCUCACACUUAUGAGCAUUAAACUCCAACUGCCAUCUUUCAGCACACUCUUCCAACUGGCAUAAAUCUCUCUGUAGACUUUGAAACUCUACUUCAUUACCCGCAACCCCACCUAUCUUAGUAUCAUCUGCAUACUUACUAAUCCAAUUUACCGCACCAUCAUCCAGAUCAUUGAUGUACAUGACAAACAACAGUGGACCCAACACAGAUCCCUGUGGCACCCCACUCGUCACUGGCCUCCAACCUGACAAACAACCAUCCACCAUUACUCUCUGGCAUCUCCCAUUCAGCCACUGUUGAAUCCAUCUUGCUACUCCACCAUUAAUACCCAACCAUUGAACCUUCUUAACCAACCUUCCACGAGGAACCUUGUCAAAGGCCUUACUGAAGUCCAUAUACACAACAUCCACUGCUUUACCCUCAUCAAUUUCCCGAGUAACAUCUUCAAAAAAUUCAAGAAGAUUUGUCAAACAUGACCUUCCAGGCACAAAUCCAUGUUGACUGUUCCUAAUCAGACCCUGUUUAUCCAGAUGCUUAUAUAUAUUAUCUCUAAGUAUUCUUUCCAUUAAUUUGCCCACCACUGACGUCAAACUAACAGGUUUAUAAUUGCUAGGUUUACUCUUAGAGGUCUAUAAUUGCUAGGUUUACUCUUAGUCUCGAAAGAUUCGUUUUUUUUUAAUACUGGUGUAAAUCAAAUUUAUGAAAUUAAAUAUAUUUGAGGCAUAGUUUGGUAUUGCGUCCGACGUAAAGGCACAAUUGCUUAACGUCUAUAGUUUCAAACCGUGGAAACAAACCCUUCGGCACAACGUCCAUGCCCACCAUGCCGCCGCAACUCUGCUCAUCCAAUUUGCCCACGUUUGGCGCAUAUCAAUCUAUCCAAUUCUUCGACAUGAAACUGCACACAUAUCCUUUAAAUGCUAAAUGUUUAAAUGUCUCUCC